UGAUGAGUCAUGAUGUCCAAAACUUGCUAAAGGUGCACUAAUCAAUAUUUUUAUGACUUCAUGUAAUUUGAAAGUUGUAUCUGUAGUGAAGAACAAAGAAUUAGCACCCAACAGUUCCCCUUAGUUCUUCUAGAGUUUUUUUUUUUUUAAGCCUUUUUUAGCUCUUUGUUUUAGCCCCCAACCUACACUGUUACCACACCUCAUUUCCUGUCACAAGCCCUGAUAAACUAACGAUAGAGUACCUGCCCAGCACCAAGCUAAAAGAUGGACAAAGUUUGCAGCUGUCUGGUGAAAAUAGUGAAACAUUUAGCAGCUAAAUAACCUGCUAUUUCUUUCAGGUGUUGGUGGAGACCAAAACAGAGCUAAAACAGCAUGAAUUGUGGUAUGGUGUGGGACUUAAAUGUCCACGUAACAGCAGAGUUGACAUUUCCUCUGGAAAAGUUCUCAUUGUUUGGUUUAUUCCCUUAACUUUAAAACUGACAAGGCUUUUCAAAGUUAUUGACAGUGUGUAUUUUAUGUAGCUGUGGUUUCAGAGGGUCCCUGACAUCCCUGACAUCACUGGGAGUAGACCAGUUGGAUAAAGAACUGCACACACACACACGCUCACACAGAGAGAUACAGGCUGAGGUUAAGAAAACAUAGACAAGCAUCAGUAUUUUCCAGGGAGUAUCCAUUAUUUCUGGCUUGGGGUCUCUAAUGGUAUUUCAUUGUAAUUGCUAUGAUGUCAGAGUGUCCGUCCGCCCUAAUGGCCUUCUAAAAACAACAACAAGGACAGAUUGGUUCCAUUCACUGGUUGUUUGAGCAGAGAGACACAGGAGUCCAGCAGCUCAAAUCUCUGCAAGAUCUUCAGCUGAAAAGGUGAGGGGUAUUUUUUAAACAUACCUUAAGUAAGAUAGGACAUUUAUGUAGCAUUAGACUUUGACUAAAAAUUCAAUUUAAGAGACUUGAAGUGAUUUAGGGGCAAAAUGUGUAUAUAAUUAUGUUGGUAGGUUGCUUUACAUCACAUUCAGUGUAGUUUCAUAGCCCAUAGUGAUUGUACUCACAGUGAACACAGUGGUGUUAUUGAUGUCAGCUUUCCACAUCAUUCUGUUCAUGCAGAAAGUAUUUUUGUUUCAGUGUUAUGUUUCUUAUAAUGAGUGAAACAUUCUGCAGUCUAGCUGAGCUGAUGUGAUUCCAGUUGUUUCAGGACAGUUGAAGUGGUUUGCUUGGAAAUGUGCAGCAUAAUGAAGCAGAUACCUCUAAGAGCAUUAGGGAACUGACUCAAUUCUGAUUCAUGCAACAGAAAAUAAGUAACUAACAUAUCAGAUAGGUCAUUUAAUAUGGUUCUGUUUUAACACUGUUUAUCUAUUUAUUACAUUUUGGUUUGAAAGUAUAAUUUUUGACUCUGUUAUGUUGCCAGUGAAUACUUUCUUACAGUGGUGCUUUUGCCUGCAGUAGCAAAAAUAGACACUAGAGGGAGUUGUGAGUCAUGCUGAAUGUCACACUGUAAGGUGAUCACCUUCUCCUACAGAUGUCAGCUAUUGGCAAUAGAUUACCCACAUGUAAACAUUUAUCUAUUUUAAGAUACUAAACCAAACAUUUAAGUCUGUUUAGGUUAGUAGGAGUAAUAGUAGUAGUAGUAGUAAGUAAGUUAUUUUAAAUCCCAAUAAUUCACCGGUGAUAACAUUCAUUCUUUUUACUUAAGAAGAUAUUUGUUUCCUCACUAACAAUGUAAACCCACUCUUAGUAUAUCACACUUGUAGCUGGUGAAUAAUGGACAUCAGAGUUACUUGACUUAACCCUCUGUCUUAAUUUCACUCUCCAUCCAUCAUACCCAGCAUGCAUCUCCACCCGCUGUCCAUCACUUUCCUCCUCCUCCUGGUUGCCGAGGCAGCCGUGUGCGUUACCGUGACGACGACGACACUCCACGGUUUCCGAGGCUGCGCCGUGCGAGAGUUCUCCUUCGUGGCCCAGAAGCCUGGCUGCAAGGGGCUACGCAUUACCACGGAGGCCUGCUGGGGGCGGUGCCACACCUGGGAGAAACCAGUGCCGGAUCCCCCCUACAUCCAGCGACACCACCGUGUGUGUACAUACAGCCGUACCCGCCACAUGACUGCCCGGCUGCCAGGCUGCCAGCCUGAUGUCUCCCCUCUCUACCAUUAUCCCAUGGCCCUGCACUGCCACUGUGCCAUCUGCUCCACACAGGACACAGAGUGUGAGACCUUCUGAGGAACAGAGUAGCACUUUCAGUGUGUGUUUCACUGAUACGAACACACACAGAUUAAAAUAAUGCAAUCCAGAUAUAUGAGUGGCUGGGAGAUUUUCUGAGGGGUUAUGACAGCACAGCACUUUUAGCAAGAAAUGUUAGCAAGUUUAUAUUUUAUAACAGAAAAAGCAUUGAAGGAAGGACACUUGACAUCAACUAACCUAAAACUUAUCCCUCCAUGUGUAUAUCAACAUACAGUAUAGGUCUGUAUGUAAGAAGGAGAAAUAAAAAAAUUAAAAAAAGAAUAUCAAAAUAAGAGUUCUGUGAUUCUUUGCCAUGAUGUUAACAAAACUGAAUUUAAAAACAUACAGAUAAAGGCACUUUUUUGUUGUUCUGAAUUUGAAAUGAUAAGGUCCUUAAUUUAGGCCUAAUCCUGAGGCUCAAAAAUAGUUUUAUUGUACUACCAAAUUAAUACCUUAAUUACAUACAAGUUUAUCUUGUACUCACAUGGUGCAUAUUACUAUACAAAUCUGUGUAAUCAGUUUAUUUGAAGAUGAUGUGGCACAUACACAAUUCACAGAAAGAUGGUAGUGUUGAGGUCAGUAGAAACCCACAUCUUA
Lates calcarifer (barramundi perch) is the source of this 2805-nucleotide messenger RNA. Its product is annotated as glycoprotein hormone beta-5. The transcript has 2 exons. The coding region runs from base 1819 to 2208 and encodes 129 amino acids. Gene Ontology annotation, cellular component: extracellular region; cytoplasm. Gene Ontology annotation, biological process: regulation of thyroid hormone receptor signaling pathway; G protein-coupled receptor signaling pathway. NCBI's taxonomy places the organism in Eukaryota, Metazoa, Chordata, Actinopteri, Centropomidae. The record is from RefSeq and is a predicted model, not a curated record. Gene Ontology annotation, molecular function: hormone activity.